AUGGCUCUGUGCUCUCUCUCUCUCUAUCUUUCUCUUNAUCUCCCGGCUGCUGCCAUUCAUGCAUCUUCAGAUUUUCUCAUUAUUGUGGACAUAAAUGCUCCAGCAGCACACAUAGCGCAGCACAAAUGGCAGCCAAAUACACCCGACGGCCAGGGUAUGCCUUUCCUUUUUCAACAUGGAAAGGCUAGUGCAGGCUCUACUGGUGGAACAUUCAUGCGUAUGUUCAAAGGGCCGACUGGCUCUGGGUCAGAGGAUUGGCAUUUUCCCCAAGCACUUGCAUUUCCAACCUCUGGAAUCAGAAGCUCAGAUGUGGUUUCCAUCACAUGUGACAAGGAAAUUAUUACUGAAAUUGAUUUCAAACGCUUUUCAUGCUUUGGCCCACUGGAUCAAUAUGAUCUAUUUUUCUUUCUUGCCGCUCAGCCAAAUACACCCGACGGCCAGGGUAUGCCUUUCCUUUUUCAACAUGGAAAGGCUAGUGCAGGCUCUACUGGUGGAACAUUCAUGCGUAUGUUCAAAGGGCCGACUGGCUCUGGGUCAGAGGAUUGGCAUUUUCCCCAAGCACUUGCAUUUCCAACCUCUGGAAUCAGAAGCUCAGAUGUGGUUUCCAUCACAUGUGACAAGGAAAUUAUUACUGGUGGCCACGUGGAUAACAGUGUCAGGCUGAUAUCAGCAGAUGGAGCAAAAACCUUGGAAAUAGCGAGAGGACAUUGUGCUCCAGUCACAUGCCUGGGUCAGUCUACAGAUGGCAACUACCUUGUGACAGGAUCCCGAGAUGCAACAGUUCUACUCUGGAGGAUACAUCGGACAUCAACUUCCCGCUCUAGCAGCAUGUCAGAGCUUUCCACAGACCCAGGCACGCCAACUUCUAGUGGAAGCAAUGCUCUAGCUAACAAUUUGGCAGACAAGAGCAGGAGGCGCCGUAUUGAAGGUCCCAUACAUUUCCUCCGGGGCCAUCAUGGAGAAAUAAUUAGCUGUUGUGUCAGUUCAGAUCUUGGAAUUGUUGUCUCAUGCUCCCACUCAUCAGAUGUUUUGCUGCAUUCAAUCAGAAGGGGACGCUUGAUCAGAAGGUUGGUUGGUGUGGAGGCUCAUGCAGUCUGCCUUUCAUCUUAUGGGAUUGUAAUGGCUUGGAACAAAUCACUACAUACUCUCAGCACUUUUACUCUUAAUGGGACGCUGGUUGCCAGGGCACAAUUCCCGUUCUCCUCUAGCAUUAAUUGCAUGGAGGUUUCUGCUGAUGGACAGAAAGCUUUAAUUGGAUUGAACUCAUGUCUAGAAAGUGAUGGAGCCUUUGAUAACAGCAGGCAUUUAAAGUCUAAAAUGCCAGGCACUGAGGAUCUUUCUGAUGAAGAAAACAGACUGGAUAUUCCAUCGCCUUCAAUUUGCCUCCUUGAGUUGCCCUCUCUAAAGGUAUACAAAAAUGAAAUGUGCAUCAAACUAGAGUUUCAUGUCUAUGAGCUUCAUUUUUAUGAAGUAGUUAGGAGUGACAAUUACUGA
Ilex paraguariensis (yerba mate) is the source of this 1494-nucleotide messenger RNA. The record is from the annotation of a GenBank genome assembly. NCBI's taxonomy places the organism in Eukaryota, Viridiplantae, Streptophyta, Magnoliopsida, Aquifoliales, Aquifoliaceae.